AUGGAUGGAGAGAAUUUUCUCUUUGAAGAUUCAGGCUUGAUUUUUUUGAUGGGAAAAGCUAUGGUUCAGACAUUAGAAGCUAUCAAAGGUGGUGGAGGAUCCAUUAAAGUAGGAACCACUGGAAAAAUCAGUGCCCUCAUGUCUCGGGAAUUAGAAUCCGGGAAAUUUGCAUCUCAGAUUCCAGUGUCGUUUGGAAAUGAUUCUUCUCCAGUUUCUUCCUCAGUGCAGUCAGGUGACAGCACUCUGAGAAGGCUGAAAUCCAGAAUGUCAGUGGGUGAAGCAAGUAGCAGCGACCAAAAUCAUGAAGCCCCUGAAGUUACAAGGAAAAGGCACACUGGAACUCAUCUAAUUCCUAUGCUUAAAGCUGAUAAUGCACCCAUGGAUGGAACUCCUAUAAGGCAAAAACCUGUCAAAAAGGCACCUGGCAUGGUUGAAGUCGUGGACAUAACAUGUGGGAAUCCGGACAGUAAGUGGGCAAACCCUAUACGUAAUCGUUUAAAGAAGCUUGGUUUCUCGAAAUUAUCUGAGAGCGCUGUCUAA
This is a messenger RNA of Fraxinus pennsylvanica, 540 nucleotides long. The record is from the annotation of a GenBank genome assembly. Lineage: Eukaryota; Viridiplantae; Streptophyta; Magnoliopsida; Lamiales; Oleaceae.